This is a messenger RNA of Rubroshorea leprosula, 985 nucleotides long. The record is from the annotation of a GenBank genome assembly. Lineage: Eukaryota; Viridiplantae; Streptophyta; Magnoliopsida; Malvales; Dipterocarpaceae.
CCUAAAACCCCUGAAUUUCAAUUUUGAAUUGAAUUUGGUCUGCACUCUCUCUUCUCACCGACGGCAAUGAGAAGCGCCGCAAAUUUCGAAAGUUCCCGCUUCCCCCCUCUCCCAAAAUUCCUUAGAAUCUCACUGUUGUUCCCUGAGAUGGCUCGUACUAAGCAAACAGCCAGGAAGUCGACCAGAGGCAAGAUGCCGAGGAAGCAGCUUGCCGCCAACGUUGCUCGUAAAUCAGCACCGGCCACCAAAGGAGUGAAGAAGCCUCACCGUUUCAGGCCGGGAACUGUGGCUCUGAGAGAGAUUAGGAAGUACCAGAAGAGUACUGAGCUCUUGAUCCGAAAACUUCCGUUCCAGAGCCUUGAAAUAUUCAUUUUCUCCUUUACCAUUGCUCUCCACCUUCUCAUCGUCGGUCACUCACCACUCCGCCGGGAUGGAGAAGGAAGGACGAUGUGGUCGGUACAUCACGUAGAGGACUAUGUCGACGAUGGAAGCGAGGAGGGCAAGGAUGAGGAGAAUCAGAAUGGAGCAGAAGCAACAUUGACAGCAAAGGUUGCGCUUAGAGCGGUAGUGGUGGUGGCGGUUGCAGGGAGGAGGGCGGUAGGGAGGCCGGGAGGUGGGAUUAUAGAGAUUGGACUUGGUGGGUCCACCGUUGGUGAUUGCAGUCGUGGUUCCGGCACCAUUCAUGGCGGCAGCGACGGUGUUGGUAGGUUUGGUGGAGGGGAAAACUCUGUUCGUCAUUGUAAUCGAAAAACCAAAAAAAAAGAAAAAAAGAAAGGGUUCAGAUUUGCAAGGCAGUGGCUGCUAGAAGAAUGAGAUUUGAAGACAGAAAAAUGAGGCGUAGAUUUGGCCACCUCACUAGAAUUGAUGAAUCUCUUAUACUUCUAAUUCUACUUUGUAAAAAUUUAAUGGAGGAAAAAGUAUUUUACACUUAAGAAUGUUUUAAGUUUGUAUAAUUUUAAUUAAUUAAUAAAAUAGGUUUUUUUUU